This is a messenger RNA of Rotaria sp. Silwood1, 1500 nucleotides long. Lineage: Eukaryota; Metazoa; Rotifera; Eurotatoria; Philodinida; Philodinidae. The record is from the annotation of a GenBank genome assembly.
AUGGCAUCCACUAACGAAGUUGGACUUCCAUCAGAUCGCGUUCGAAAUAAAUUAUCAAGCGAUUUGGAAGAUCUACAUUGUUCAAUAUGUCGUAAUAUUUUAUGGAAACCAGUCGCUUGUCAAAGAUGCGAAACUCCCUAUUGUUCAGCAUGCAUUAAAAAGUGGCUGCGUGAAGGUAGAAAUCAAUGUCCAGUAGGAUGCCAACCAUUUGCCGAAAGAACAUGUCCUCCGUCUAUUGUUAAACAAUUAUCCAGGUUACAAAUUGCCUGCGUUUAUGAAUCAAAUAACUGUCGUGAGAUUCUUCCAUGCGAAGCACUCGAAAAACAUGAGACAGAAUGUGGUUUUAAACCGCAAACAUGUCCUGGCUGUCAUUCAUCAUUUGCUAAAAAGAGUAUCGAGAAACAUAAAUCUCAGUGUCCGCUGAUUGAAAUAACAUGUGCAGAUUGCAAAAUUGUCUACAACCAAGGUGAUGCAACUCGAAGUCAUACCGAUAUGAAAUGUCUUAAAGAACAAUUUCAACAGUUUCGGCAUCAAAGACAAGAAGAAAAUAAACAAUCAAAAGAAGAAAUUAAACGACCAUUACGAGCUAGUUCCACUGCUAUUCAUCCGAAUGCAACAUGGUCAACGAAUGGUAUCACUGUUAUUGGAGGAAAUCGAUCUGCCAGUAAAAUCAAUCAACUCUAUGCCCCACAUGGUUUGUACAUUGACGACGAUCAGACGAUUUAUGUCGCUGAUCACUGGAAUCAUCGUAUUGUGCAACGGAAACCUGGUGCAAUGAAUGGCACAGUAGUUGCUGCUGGAAAUGGAAACGGGAAUGGAAUCAAUCAAUUAAACUCCCCACGAGAUGUGAUUGUCGACAAAGAGAGCGACAGUCUCAUCAUCAGCGAUUACAGGAAUAAAAGAGUAGUUCGAUGGCCUCGUCGAAAUGGUACUCGUGGAGAAACAAUUAUUUCCAAUAUCGCUUGCACUGGUUUGUCAAUGGACGACAAUGGUUCUCUCUAUGUCGUUGACUGGGAAAAACAUGAAGUGAGACGAUAUAAAAUUGGUGAUACUCAAGGAACAGUGGUUGCAGGUGGCAAUGGAGCAGGAAAUCGUCUCGAUCAACUCUCUUGUCCCCAAUACGUAUUUGUCGAUCGAGAUCAUUCAGUUUAUGUGUCCGAUUAUGGAAAUCAUCGUGUAAUGAAAUGGGAACAAGGUGCAAAACAAGGCAUUGUCGUAGCUGGUGGUCAAGGACAAGGAAGCAGUCUUACACAAUUGCAUUCUCCUUAUGGAGUCGUUGUCGAUCAAUUGGGUACUGUCUAUGUGACUGAUCAUGGAAAUCAUCGAAUCAUGCGUUGGCCAAAAGGAGCCACACAAGGAACUGUCAUUAUUGGUGGAAAUGGUGGAGGAGCACAGCCGAAUCAAGUCAAUGGUCCCGUAGGUUUAUCAUUCGAUCGACAUGGUAAUCUCUAUGUCGUCGAAUUCGCAAAUAAUCGAGUACAAAAAUUUGAAAUCGCAUAA